AUGAGAUUGGACCUGCGGCGUGCCUACAGUUUGUUGAAGAACCGGGCCCAGUGGAGCUGCUCGAUGGCUGACGGCACCAGCGGGAGAGGGUCGAACCUGACUAAUGGAGUUAUGGAGAAGCUGGGCAUGGGUCCAGAGGAGAUACUGAAGGAGAACCCUCGUCUGAUCUACUCAUGCCUCACUGGCUACGGCUUGAGUGGAGCCAAGGCUGCUGGCCAUGACAUCAACUACCUCGUCAUGUCAGGCUUGUUCUCCAUGUUGGGCCGGAGCCAUGAGAAGCCCUACGCUCCUCUGAACCUGGUGGCAGACCUUGCGGGCGAGGGUCUGACGUGUGCCUUCGGGGUGGUCCUGGUCCUGCUGGAGAGGACCAGGUUGGGCAGAGGGCAGGUCAUUGAUGCCAGCAUGGAGAGGGCCUCCUUCCACAGGGACGCCCAGCGAGAGGUGACCCCGAGCCCCGCACCUGUCCUGUCCUGUCCCGCACCCCUGCUGACCCCUGCCUGGCCCGGGACACCUUCAUAG
Molecule: messenger RNA, 519 nt
Organism: Oncorhynchus mykiss (rainbow trout)
Lineage: Eukaryota; Metazoa; Chordata; Actinopteri; Salmoniformes; Salmonidae
Source: RefSeq, a predicted model, not a curated record